UUCGGAGCGUGCGCAACGAGGCCGCGCUCCUUUGGUCCCUUCGGCUUGCCAUCGGUCGAGGGGACGAGCGCCGCAGCCUUUGGGGAGUCGGCGAAGUCAUGGCGGCCGUUGAAGGGGAACCGGACGCUUUCGAUGCUAUAGUGAUGGCAGAAACGAGAUUUCAUGGUGAAGGCUAUCGGGAGGGUUAUGCUGAAGGAAUCCAUGCUGGUGUUAUGGAAGGAAGGCAAUACGGAGUGCAACAGGGUGCCAGCAUUGGCUCAGAAGUAGGGUCAUACCUUGGUUUUGCAGUGAUGUGGCAACAGUUGCUUUGGAAAACAUCAGAUGAAAAAUACAGCAAAAAGAUAAAAGUCCUGGAGCUGCUAAUAGAGAUGAUUCAAAAUUUUCCUUUGGACGAUCCAGUCUAUGGCAAACUUCAAGAUGACUUGGAGAAAAUUAGGGGACGGUUUAAACAAGUUUGCUCAUUACUGCAUAUUCCAUCUGAUUUAAGACUUGGUUCUGAGAGAAUUCCAUUUUCAUUUUGAAAGCAACAUGAAAAGAAAAUUUCUGCUGGAUAUAAAAAAGUGGUUAAAUCUCACACAGAGGUGAACAUCUUUUAUUUUCUGCCCACUGAGCAGAAAACUAACCUUUUAAAAGGAUAAAGCUAAUAAUUUCA
Messenger RNA from Candoia aspera, 652 nucleotides. RefSeq names its product LTO1 maturation factor of ABCE1 (gene LTO1). The record is from RefSeq and is a predicted model, not a curated record. Bases 99 to 521 code for a protein of 140 amino acids. Lineage: Eukaryota; Metazoa; Chordata; Lepidosauria; Squamata; Candoiidae. The transcript is spliced from 5 exons.